CACCGUCACUGGAAGGGAUUCAAAGCAACACACAAACGACUCAGCUCCACGUAGUGAGGUAACCACAGCCCUCGGCCGUCCCAUCCGUCGCGACGAAAGAGCCUCGCCGUUUUGCCCCCGAGGUCCUGCAAGCAGSAGCAGCAGCACCCGCGUUAUUUCGCUCCGUCUCCCGCCGAUAACGCAGAGACCAGUAUCGCGUUGCAAAAAUGUCCGACCYUUCUAGCAAGACGUCCUCCGUGGCGCUCGUCGAUCGCAAGCUCACCCCCGAGGAGUCCCGCGAGCUGAAGAUCCUUUUGCUUCCCUGCUUCCACGCCCCCGGCAGCGACAGCUCCGAUGUAGCCCCCGAGGACAUUAACGACUUUCUGGACUACGUCGUGGCCAUGGUCAACAAUAACAAGGACGUUGGCUACAUGAUAAAGGAACUUGUCGGGAUGGAGAUGGAAUUCUGCAACCAGGCCGUGGCCGAGAAAGUCGGUGAGGAGCUUUCGGGAUUCUUGGCAAAGAUCUCCGGGGCGGGGAACACCACCGGAGAUGAGCCGUCGGGGACCAUUGCGUCUCUGAAGGUAGGUUCCGUGUUUUUUUUUGUAUUAUUCGUUGUGUCUUAAAGAGCAUAUCCGGCAGCGGGUUUGGAUUCUCCCGUGCUUACCAAUCUGUGUACUAACGCCGCGUUUCGUUUUGUUUGGCAUUGUUCAUGGAAAACGACAGCCGAGCUCGUCGGAAAAGGGAAACGCUCUGACCAUGUCCGGUGCUCUCGGGGCCUCUCGAGAGGGCGGCCGCAACAAGAACUUGGACAACCAAAAAGCCAAACAAGGCGAUAACAACAAAAACAACAACAACAAAGCCUCCAAGCGAGACGACCGUAGGAAUGACCGUGACGGCCGCAAUUCCAACCGCAGGGGCCGCGGCGACCGAGGCCGCGGGGGACAGCCGCGAGCCACACACAGAGAAGCCUUUGACCGGUUGGCCGGUGGAACCAAGCGAGAYGGCCACCGCAGGGGCCGUGGCGGGGACGACGGCGACCGCCGCCACCGUAGGGAGGACGACCGGCGCGGAGGAAGGGGGAGCCGAGACGACCGACGCGAAGGCAGGGGGGGCCGGGACGGCCGCAUGUCCGGGAGCCGGAGGCCCCGUGAUGCCUACGAGGAGCGAGGCCGGGGCCACCACGACGAGGGACGCGGAAGGGGCGGCCGAGGCCGGGGUGGAGACGGAGCCCCGAAGCGUCAGCGAUACGACGACUACUACGACGAGGGCUACGGUGGCGCUGGCUACUACGACGAGGGCUACGGGUACGACGGCUACUACGACCACUCGUACGGAGGCCGUGGCCGAUUUGGACGGGGCCGCGGCAGGUUCGGAGGCCGUGGCGGGCGGGGCGGCCGAGGACGGGGCCGUGGCCGUGGCGAGGAACCGUCUACCGGAGAGGCGGCCGCUCCAGCGACCGAGACCACGGCUUCCGCUGGUGCGCCGGCCGCGGACGCCGCUUACCACCCGUCUCCGCUCGUCCAGGCCUCUUACAGCGGCCGCGGCGGCAGAUUUGGUGGGAGGGGGCGCUUCGGACGCGGCCGCGGAGGCCGAGGCGGAAGAACUCACGUGGUCAACAUGAUCCAGUCCAAGACGUGGGUCCGGAAAAAACCGGAGGACGCGGCUCCCGCACCGGCCCCGUCCUCGUAGGGAGAUGCUCCUCUACCAGCGGAACAAGAAAAAACGGCUGCCACACCACACCGGCGACGGCGUGCCACGCAACCCUCGAGGCAAAUCGUGGAUGCCAAGUGGUGUUGGCGAUGCAUUGCGCAGUACCAUUCGUAGAAGACGAAAUGGAAGACACCUAAGAGAAAGGAAAACAAAGAAUAAAUACAUUUGAUGCAUUUGGAAAAAAAUACUGAAAAAAGGAAAAAAAAAUAAAGAAAACAUAUUUGAUGCAUUUGAAAAAAAAAUACUGAAAAAAGAAAACCGAACCAAAACAUACUUUUGUGGGAAUCCAUCCGAUCUAGAAAGAAAGGUUCGCCCCAAUGGACCUGUACCCAUGUAGCAAAACUGCUACCUUGCCUCCACAUGUACGUGAYUAGUACAAACUCCUCCAUGUCCUACCAACGACCUAUACUGUACACGGCGACGCCUUCAGAUCGCAUCGAGUUGUAUGGGAUGAAACGAAAGGAUACGGAAUCCGGGUGGCUAGGUCGAAUCACUAACAUUUCGUGAUUUAUUGCUUUCUUGUUUCCACUUUGUAAUUAGCUUCCCUUGCCAACAGGCGGGUGCACCUGCCCGGAGCAUGGCGUGUAGCUAGAGCAUGAAUGGACGAAUGGACUCUGUUUCUGUUCUGCCUUGAAACUUCGACCAACCGGGAAAUCUGAAAUUGCUGCAUCUAUAAUUACUACUCGUCAAUCAACCAAACAAACAACU
Messenger RNA from Pseudo-nitzschia multistriata, 2400 nucleotides. NCBI's taxonomy places the organism in Eukaryota, Bacillariophyta, Bacillariophyceae, Bacillariales, Bacillariaceae. The record is from the annotation of a GenBank genome assembly.